This is a messenger RNA of Schistocerca serialis cubense, 1335 nucleotides long. RefSeq lists its product as uncharacterized. The record is from RefSeq and is a predicted model, not a curated record. The coding region runs from base 1 to 1335 and encodes 444 amino acids. The transcript is spliced from 3 exons. Lineage: Eukaryota; Metazoa; Arthropoda; Insecta; Orthoptera; Acrididae.
AUGCGCGUCGACAGCAAACAGCACAAACCUGGACGGGUAGCGGGGUGGCGGCAGGGCACGCACCGCGGCGCGGCGCUGUCGGCUCUCGUGAAUCACUCGUUACGGCGCGUCGUCGCCGUCGCCGCCGCCGCCGCCGCCGGCAGAGGCGGAGUCCGGAGUCCGAGGCGUGAUCGCCGCCUUCUCGCCGCCGCGGCCGGCAGUCGUGCUGAGCUGUGCUGCGCCACGGCGGCCCCGGCGAUCGUAUCGCCCUUCACGCUCCACCAGCCGCAGCCGCCCGCCGCGCCUCGCCUCCUCUGCUCUCCACUGUGCUCAGUUCUUCUCACGCCACGCCGGCCGCCAGCCGCCUCCCGCUGCUCCGCGCCGUUCCCUCACCUGGCCGGAAAUGAAGGACAAGGUGGAGGACAAGUUGAAGGUGUAGUUGAGGGACAAGAUGAAGGACAAGUUGAGGACAGGCUGAAGAAGAAUGUGAAGAGCAAAGUGAAGAAGAAGAAGAAGAAGAAGAAGAGCAAAAUGAAGAAGAAGGUGGAGGUGAAGGCAAAGAGAAAGAGCAAGACCGAGAGGAAGAGGGAGAGCAAGACCGAGAGGAAGAGGGAGAGCAAAACCGAGAGGAAGAGGGAGAGCAAAACCGAGAGGAAGAGGGAGAGCAAGACCGAGAGGAAGAGGGAGAGCAAGACCGAGAGGAAGAGGGAGAGCAAGACCGAGAGGAAGAGGGAGAGCAAGACCGAGAGGAAGAGGGAGAGCAAGACCGAGAGGAAGAGGGAGAGCAAGACCGAGAGGAAGAGGGAGAGCAAGACCAAGAGGAAGAGGGAGAGCAAGACCAAGAGGAAGAGGGAGAGCAAGACCGAGAGGAAGAGCAAGAGCGAGAGCAAGGGCAAGAGGGAGAGCAAGAGUGAGAGCAAGAGCAAGAGGGAGAGCAAAGGGAAGAGGAAGAGGAAGAGCAAAGGGAAGAGGAAGAGGAAGAGCAAGGGGAAGAGGAAGAGGAAGAGCAAGAGGAAGAGGAAGAGCAAGGGGAAGAGGAAGAGCAAGGGGAAGAGGAAGAGGAAGAGCAAGGGGAAGAGGAAGAGCAAGGGGAAGAGGAAGAGCAAGGGGAAGAGGAAGAGCAAGGGGAAGAGGAAGAGCAAGGGGAAGAGGAAGAGCAAGGGGAAGAGGAAGAGCAAGGGGAAGAGGAAGAGCAAGGGGAAGGGGAAGAACAAGGGGAAGGGGAAGAACAAGGGGAAGGGGAAGAACAAGGGGAAGGGGAAGAACAAGGGGAAGGGGAAGAACAAGGGGAAGGGGAAGAACAAGGGGAAGGGAAUAGCAAGAGAAUGGGGUAGAGCAAAGUGGAUAAGAAGGUGA